GCUGUCAUGACUCCAGCUCGUCUAUGGUCUCGCUCUUGUUUGUCAGGUCAGCAAACCUGGCAGCCUGAAUCAAAAUCACUUUGACUGAACUGUCCGUUUGCCACAUGAUACUCCAGAAGUGUCCACCACAAAAACACUGGGAACACCAAACUCUUCAUCUGCAAUGACAGAUAAAGUGAAGGAACUCGUUUCAAAGUGCCUGCAGGCCCGAGACAUGGCUUACUGUCCGUACAGCCGCUUCCCCGUCGGUGCUGCCAUUUUAACAGCAGAUGGCGCUAUAAUCACAGGGUGUAAUGUGGAGAACGCCUCCUAUGGACUGACGGUUUGUGCCGAGCGGACGGCUGUCCAGAGAGCUGUCGCAGAAGGACACCGACAGUUUGCUGCCAUCGCUGUCACAUGUGAUAUCAAAGACCGUUUCGUUGGGCCGUGUGGAGCGUGUCGACAGGUUCUCAUGGAGUUUGGAUCGGAAUGGAUCGUAUACUUGACCAAGCCGGACGGAUCUUACAAAGAAACCAGCCUCAGUGAACUGUUGCCUUUAGCCUUUUCUCCAGCACACCUUGGGAAGAACUGAUGCAGCCUCAUUACCAUGAACAGUUUUGUUGUUUUUACUGUAACAAAACAAAGAAAAAAUGUGGGGGGAAAACUGCAACUUUGUACAACUUACAUCACUUUAGACUAAGGUUUUAUAGCAAAUGUGUUGUCCCUUAAUCUUCCCAUGAAUAAAUAAUAAAACUUUUUUAACAUCUUGAA
This is a messenger RNA of Amphiprion ocellaris (clown anemonefish), 750 nucleotides long. Its product is annotated as zgc:103586. The transcript has 5 exons. Bases 164 to 571 code for a protein of 135 amino acids. Gene Ontology annotation, cellular component: cytosol. NCBI's taxonomy places the organism in Eukaryota, Metazoa, Chordata, Actinopteri, Pomacentridae. Gene Ontology annotation, molecular function: zinc ion binding; cytidine deaminase activity. The record is from RefSeq and is a predicted model, not a curated record.